Molecule: messenger RNA, 1224 nt
Organism: Dipodomys ordii (Ord's kangaroo rat)
Lineage: Eukaryota; Metazoa; Chordata; Mammalia; Rodentia; Heteromyidae
Gene: Ube2v2
Product: ubiquitin-conjugating enzyme E2 variant 2
Exons: 4
Coding region: 50-487 (145 amino acids)
Biological process (GO): DNA damage tolerance; protein K63-linked ubiquitination
Cellular component (GO): nucleus
Source: RefSeq, a predicted model, not a curated record
GACGCGCACGUCCGUGCGUGAGGGCGGCUGCGUUGGGCUGCAGGAGAAGAUGGCGGUCUCCACAGGAGUUAAAGUUCCUCGUAAUUUUCGCUUAUUGGAAGAACUUGAAGAAGGACAAAAAGGAGUAGGCGAUGGUACGGUUAGCUGGGGCCUUGAAGAUGAUGAAGAUAUGACACUUACAAGGUGGACAGGCAUGAUUAUUGGGCCACCAAGGACAAAUUAUGAAAACAGAAUAUAUAGCCUAAAAGUAGAAUGUGGACCUAAAUAUCCAGAAGCUCCUCCGUCAGUUAGAUUUGUAACAAAAAUUAAUAUGAAUGGAAUAAACAAUUCCAGUGGAAUGGUGGAUGCACGGAGCAUACCAGUGUUAGCAAAGUGGCAAAAUUCAUAUAGCAUCAAAGUUGUACUUCAAGAGCUAAGACGUCUAAUGAUGUCCAAGGAAAAUAUGAAGCUUCCACAACCACCUGAAGGACAAACAUAUAAUAACUAAUUUUAGUGAAUUGCAAAUUUGUCUUAAAUCAACCUUCUACUCAUAUUAAUGUCUUGAUUAAAUAUCACAAUGCAAAAUACCUACACAUUAAGUAAGAGAAUUCCAGCUGGUAAAUAUGACCUGGACACUUGUAAGAAUAUAUUUAAUAUAUGUACACCCAUUAUGUUUUCAGGUAACAGGAGGAAAAAUGCAGCAGAAUUUUUCUUUCUCUUGUUAAGGCAUUGUCAUUUAAACAUGAACCUGGAGUACUCGAAUUAGAACUCAGGUUUUCAAGGUGAAAGCAUUGCAAGAAGAGUCAGAUGGCAGUGGAAAAUGAGUGCGCUUCUGAAACAUAAAAUCUCCAGAAGGAAAAACUGAAGUGGCAUGCUUUAUCCAUCUUACUUAGUGAAAAAGCUGCAGUUGAAAUUGGUUAAAGUAGCAGGUACAGUGGAUAUUGUCAAAAAUUGUGUUAAUUUUUGAAACAGUGUGGGUGCUGACUACUAGUAGUAUCAAAAAUAUGUUCAGGAUUGUUUUGAUACCUGUAUUUAUAAUAAAAAGAUGUUGGGGGGGAUCGAUGAAUUUCUGUUAAAAGCUGUUCCUGUGUGUUACAUGUAACAGACAUGACAAAUAUUUGUUUACAGUCUUUGUUUAAUAAACCAUGCAUUUAUGUUUAAGUCAACAAAAAGGAAAUAAGUGUAUGGAUAUGUGAUUUUGAGAUUAAAGGUAGUCUUAAAAUGUAAAUAAAAUGUGGAACUGUC